Molecule: messenger RNA, 2243 nt
Organism: Coregonus sp. 'balchen'
Lineage: Eukaryota; Metazoa; Chordata; Actinopteri; Salmoniformes; Salmonidae
Source: the annotation of a GenBank genome assembly
AUGUUCUCAGGGGGUCAUUUUGAUCCUCAGUCUCCCAGUGUGGUCUACUAUGUCCCUCUCUGUUUCCUUCAUUUCCUGUCUUUAAAUGUGCCAUCUCUUUCUCCUCUACUCCUGGUACAGGUGAUCAAUGCCAUAGAGCAGGACUACCGGCUGCCCCCUCCCAUGGACUGCCCCACAGCACUACACCAGCUGAUGCUGGACUGCUGGCAGAAAGACAGAAACGCCCGGCCCAAAUUCACUGACAUCGUCAAUACGCUGGACAAGAUGAUCCGCAACCCUACCAGCCUCAAAGCUGUGGCCACCAUCACUGCAGUGUACGUCUGUAAAAACUGGUUUAACUCUCAACAGAACACACACAGUCAUAAACCAUAUUACUGAAACACUUAUCCCAUGUUUUCCCCCUCCUGUACCACAUCCUUUCACUGUUUCAUCCCUCUCCUCUCCUCUCCUCUCUUUUUCUCCACAGGCCUUCUCAGCCCCUGCUGGGCCGCUCCAUUCCAGACUUCACCACCUUCACCUCUGUGGAGGACUGGCUAGGUGCCAUCAAGAUGGGCCAGUAUAGAGACACCUUUCUGGGCUCCGGCUUCACCUCCUUACCACUGGUGGCUCAGAUCACCUCUGAGUAAGUCCUGACGUCAUCAUAUCCCACCUAAUUUUCCCAUCUUCUCAGGAGUCUCAGGAGACACCAAACAGUAAAACCCUCCUAUCACUAUCCACUGUAGCAAUAGAAUAUUUGAUCAGCCCUUGAUAUAAUAUAAUUAGCAGACGCUUUUAUCCAAAGCAACUUACAGUCAUGCGUGCAUACAUUUUUUUGUAUGGGUGGUCCCGGGGAUCGAACCCACUACCUUGGCAUUACAAGCGCUGUGCUCUACCAGCUGAGCUACAGAGGACCACAGGCAGAUGGUUCCCAAUAUUACUUUUUUGAGAAAUUCCAGUCAUGGAAUACACACACCUGCCUGCACACGCACGCAUGCACACACGCAAACGGGCGCACGCAACACACACAUUUGUCACAGAUUACAGAAGGUCUCAGAAGUAUUAUCCCCCUAUAAUUAGAUUUGCACUAUUCUAGAUGUAGUGUAAUGGGGCAGGCUGGAAUUAAUUUUCAAUCAGGUUCACUGAGACAGUCAACCAGCCACACAGGCCAUUGCAGUCACACAUCCACCUUCAAAAAGCUGUCUCAGAAUAAUGGGAAUCAUGCUUCCGGCUUAGACACAGGAAUAAUCCCUUCAGUAAAUGUCCAUAGGAGCUCAGGACUGUCAUGCUUCAAAUCCACCAGGCAUUCAGAGCUCUGGAUAGGUCUACAUCGCCAAGGUCUCUCCGUCUUACUAAUCACUUUGAUUUGAUAGUGGCACGACAAAAAAAGUAUUUUAAGUAGGACAAAUGAUUGGCUUUCCUUUAGUUAUAGACAGGUUAGUAUUUUUCGUCAUGAAUCUUGUUCUGGAGGCAGCUCUGCAGAGUGGUCACUAGCUGGCACAGCCACAAAGUCAUAACAUCUGAUUUGAACCCUAACCCUAACCACACUGCUAACCCUAAUCUUAAAUUAAGACCAAAAAGCAAAUUUUUGUUUUCAUGAAUUUUUACAAUAUAGUCAAUUUUGACUUUGCAGCUGGCUCAUCUAAGGAGAAAUCGCUCAGUUCUGCCUCCCAUGACAAGACUCAUGACAAUAAAUGUAAACCUGCUGGUUGUUCAGACAUCAAAUAGAUGGCCUUUAGGUUGUUGUUGUCCAUUUGAAUGCUACUGUACAAGUCAGCAACAAUUCCCAGCAGUCCUCAACCAAUUGUGUCCAUUCUGGGCUUACCAUUGUAAGUAGAACAGUGUAUUACCAUAUGAAUGGGAACAGUAAAAAUAUAUUGUGCUUAUCUCUAGCAGGGAGUGAAUCUGGCACAUUGUUUACUGCGCUGGAAACCAUCCCUAUAUGUUUAUCUCUCUGCUCUGCCUCAAGCAGACAAAAUAUUGUACCAUUGUCUUUGUGCAUGGUGUGAUUGUUUGUCUAUGUAUUAGUACACGUACAAUGACAAUAUCCAUAGCCCAAUAAUUCCAUCCAAGAGCAAACACACAGACAUCAGGUACUGUACUGUGAACACCUCCAUCUCUCAGCCUUGUUGUUGACACUGUUCCUCCUGUUUGUCAGAGACCUGUUGAGGAUAGGAGUGACCCUGGCCGGCCAUCAGAAAAAGAUCCUGAGCAGUGUCCAGUCUAUGAGGGACCAGAUGGCCCAGUCGCCCACCUCCAUGGCCUGA